CUGGAGGAGGAAGUGGUACGGUUGGUGCUCCCUCGGCGCCCACCCGUGGGUCCCGGGGCGCGGAGAGGGGCUGCCGUCGCUGCCACCGCGUCGCGCCUUCCUACUGUUCCCCUCCAUGUGCCCCGGCGCCGUUGCUCGCCUUCCUCAGGCCGCCGCUUACCCGGGGGUCUAUGGAAGUAAUGGAAGGACCCCUCAACCUGUUGGCUGAUAAAUGUUGAUAUUUUAUUGAAGAAGAAAAUAAAUAAAAUUCAAGCUCAAUUUGUUUAGGCUCAUCAACAGAGCAGACGAGCAGAUCGUUUAUUAGCUGCAGGGAAAUACGAAGAGGCUAUUUCUUGUCACAAAAAGGCUGCAGCAUAUCUUUCUGAAGCCAUGAAGCUGACACAGUCUGAGCAGGCUCAUUUAUCACUGGAACUGCAAAGAGACAGCCACAUGAAACAGCUUCUCCUCGUCCAGGAGAGGUGGAAGAGGGCAAAGCGUGAGGAAAGACUGAAAGCCCAGCAGAGCGUAGACAAGGAUGCAGCUGCCCAGCUUCAGGCGUCGCACAGACCCUCUGCUGAGGACGCAGAGGGCCAGAGUCCCCUUCUCGCUCAGAAGUACAGCCCUUUCACAGAGAAACACCUGCCUGAAAUUCAGGGGGUUUUUGACAGGGAUCCAGACACACUACUAUUUUUACUUCAGCAGAAGAGUGAGCCAACAGAGCCAUGCAUUGGAAGCAAAGCCCCAAAAGAUGAUAAAACAAUUAUAGAGGAGCAGGCAACCAAAAUUGCAGAUUUGAAGAGGCAUGUGGAAUUCCUUGUGGCUGAGAAUGAAAGAUUAAGGAAAGAAAAUAAACAACUAAAGGCUGAAAAGGCCAGACUUCUAAAAGGCCCAAUAGAAAAGGAGCUGGAUGUAGAUGCUGAUUUUGUAGAAAAGUCUGAGUUAUGGAGCUUGCCACCACAUUCAGAAACUGCUACAGCCUCUUCAACCUGGCAGGAGUUUGCCGCAAAUACUGGGAAAGCCAAGGAUAUUCCAAUACCCAAUCUUCCUCCCUUGGAUUUUCCAUCUCCAGAACUUCCCCUCAUGGAGCUCUCUGAGGAUAUUCUGAAAGGACUUAUGAAUAAUUAAAAUGGAAGGGCACAGAAGAGGUGAGAAGAGGAAAUAAUGCAGUAAUACAGUUAAUCCAGCAAAAAAAAAAAGGGAAAACCACACGCAAGGGUAAUUCCGGAGAUGCCUCAUCAUCUGGCUACUGUGGAGGAGGCAUUGCCAGGACUUGGAAAACAGUCACUGUGAAAUAUGUCGCAUAUCUGAUAUACUGACUCGAGCUGAUGAUUCCAGACUUGGCAGACACUAAAUUCUCGGAGGUUUCUUUCUCCUGAUACAAACCAAAUGGCUACCUGGAAUAAUUUUUUUCAAGCAACAAUUAUUUUUCUUAUCUUCAGGGUUAAAAUGUAUAAAAGUAUGUUAUAUGUAAUUAAUCUAUAAUGCCAUAAGUGAUAAUGCAAAACCUAAAUAAUAUGGUGGCCUGAGGGACUGCCUUAUAUUUGAAACAUGCUUCUAUCAUGCAUUGACUGUAUGCAUUUUGUUAUGCACAUUUUGUUUGUUUAAUAAGGUGUGUAAGACACACCUUUCUAGAUGAAACUCUGUGUCCCACACUUUGCACUACUCAUAACAUAAUGAUAACCUCAAGACUGUCAGGAUAAAUAUUUAAAUUUCCAUUUUAUGAAGAAAGGAACCAAAUUAUUAGUUAUGCUUUUUUAAAAAAGUUACCAGUUUACAUAAUUAAUCAGGGUGCAUUUUAAGUUCUAACUUUUUUUGUUUAUUGUAUAAUGCAUCAUUUGAAAACACCAAGGAAACAUCCUUUGUUUUUAAUGAUGCAUGAGUGGAAGUAAUGCUAGUUGACAGUAUUUGAUUGUAAGAAAUCAAUAAAGUAAUUGUGUUUUAUACCUUU
Molecule: messenger RNA, 1927 nt
Organism: Diceros bicornis minor
Lineage: Eukaryota; Metazoa; Chordata; Mammalia; Perissodactyla; Rhinocerotidae
Gene: NRBF2
Product: nuclear receptor binding factor 2
Exons: 5
Coding region: 370-1104 (244 amino acids)
Biological process (GO): autophagy
Source: RefSeq, a predicted model, not a curated record